Molecule: messenger RNA, 2864 nt
Organism: Exaiptasia diaphana
Lineage: Eukaryota; Metazoa; Cnidaria; Anthozoa; Actiniaria; Aiptasiidae
Product: kinesin-like protein KIF17
Exons: 4
Coding region: 411-2276 (621 amino acids)
Biological process (GO): microtubule-based movement
Molecular function (GO): microtubule binding; ATP binding; microtubule motor activity
Source: RefSeq, a predicted model, not a curated record
GGUUGUUGAUACAAAGAACGGAUAAAGGUCUUGGCUGUUAGKCCGUGUUCAACAAACACUACAAAACGAGAUAGCAACUGGUGCUUUAUUUUAACGACACAACUACACUUCUCAACGACAAGUGUCCAAACGAAAAAAAAAUACUAAUAUGUCGGCAUAUGAAGAGAAUGCUUUUCAAAACUAACGKUUUAAGUUCUUCAUUGACUUGUGAUGCACUUCAAAUAGCGGCUUUAAAAUGGUAAUAAUCAAGAAUUUGGCGAAGAGAUGUGAAAGAUGAUGUUCAAGUUUUGGUCAAAAGGUGUCAAUGUAUCGUGGCUAUUCCCACAGCUCUGAUAAGUUUGAAUAAAUGCAAAGAGGGACGAUUUUAUUUUGGACAGCGACAAGCAAACGAGGUUKCUGAUGACGUCACGAUGAGUGAAAGCGUCAAAGUCAUCGCACGAAGUCGGCCUCUCAACGACGCCGAACGAAAAUCGAAAACCCAGAUCGUAGUAAAUAUGGACACAUCGAAACAUCAGUGCUCGAUACGGAAACCUUCCGACUCCGCUAAAGCUAAGAAAGUGUUCACGUUUGACGGAGUCUACGGUUCAACUUGCAGCACUGAUAAGUUAUACUCCGGGAUYGUUCGCCCGAUAGUCCAGGGUGUCCUGGAGGGGUAUAACGGUACGGUUUUUGCAUACGGGCAAACAUCAUGUGGUAAGACAUUCACAAUGGAGGGAGUUAGYGAACCUGAAUCCCAAACUGGAAUCAUUCCUAGAUGUUUUAAGCAUAUUUUAACUAGUAUCCAUGGAAACAGUAGUCGUAGUAACCAAACAUCGCACGGUGUCCAUGGUAAUAGUAGCUAUGGUAACAAUAUCCAUGACAACAGAGAGUAUUUGCUUCACGUGUCGUUCUUAGAGAUCUAUAACGAGGAGAUAAGAGACUUAUUGGUUAAGAACACUGGUUGUAAAUUAGAAAUAAAGGAACAUCCCGAUAARGGAAUGUAUGUCAAAGGUUUAUCGAGUAUAACAGUUGAUUGUUAUGAUGAUAUGAAGGAGAUUUUAGCCAUUGGYUCAUCUAAUCGAUCUGUUGGUGCSACUUGUAUGAACACAGAUUCGUCAAGAUCUCAUUCUAUCUUCAUUAUCGAUCUUGAAAUGAGCGUAUAUCACGGCGAAGGCAAAGAAUUCUUUAGAAAUGGUAAACUUAACCUUGUUGACUUGGCUGGUAGCGAAAGGCAAGGUAAAUCGCUUGCGUCGGGAGAACGAUUUCGAGAAGCGACACGUAUCAAUUUAUCGUUGUCGGCUCUUGGGAAUGUAAUAUCAGCCUUAGUCGAUGGAAAGAUUAAGCAUAUUCCAUACAGGGACUCUAAACUCACUCGAUUGCUGCAGGAUUCUUUAGGCGGGAAUUCACGGACUCUGAUGAUYGCMUGCAUCAGCCCUGGAGCCAAUAACUACGAGGAAACUUUAACAACUYUACGSUACGCCAAGMGAGCAAAGAAUAUUAARAACAGACCCAGAAUCAACGAGGACCCAAAAGACACUUUAAUCAAAAAAUAUCAGGAAGAAAUUGAACARCUAAAGAGAAUUAUAGCUAAAGAGAUCGAAAUCCCUCCUCACAUUGCUUUGGAAAUCGAAGAAAUGAGAAGAAAAAGAGCAUUAAACAAGACUCAGUCUCCAUCUUCACAUCAAAAAGAGAAAACGACCACAAUGACGACGACUACAGUYGAARUCCAAGAGACAGUUCAAACAGAAAUCCUCGAGAAAAAACUCACAAAACCGCACAACCAACUCGGACUSAAAGCGCUAUCAGACAUCAAAGCGCAGCUAUCUGUUGAACGAAGGAUAGAAUAUGAGGCUUAUCAAACAGUUUUAGAACAAAGCGAGUCUAGAAUGACGUCACGCCUAAACAAYAGCGCAUGCUCAUUAACUCUAGACUACCCGGUAAACUCUCCACUCGACGAGCAUCGAUUUCGAUGCGUUUCGACAUCGACAGACGAUUUAUUGAGUCUACAAAGUGGUUUGACGUCAGAGCUCUCUUCUGAUGAUGAUGAUAUCUUUGACGAUGAAUGGAGCAUUAGAGAAAAUGCGUUGUUUAGAGAAAUAGGAGACGGUGAUUCACGUAGCGCGUCGCCAUUCAUCGGUGAAAUAGAGAAGGAUAACAAUUUUACCAGGCCCCCUGCAAAUAGGAUGCCRAUAUUUAUAGACGAGGAGGGUCCUGUAUCGAUGAACUACUGUAAUCUGUGCUUAGGAAUUUCAUUCUUCGGAGAGAAACUUGCUGCAAAGGCUUUAAUGUCGUCAUGACGUCGGAAAUUACGAUUACUAUCGGCAUAAAGUCGUCACGUCAUCGGUAGUGGGAAAAAAGUGCUGGUCACACAGUAGACUUCAAAGUUAUUCAUGACACUAAAAGUAAUUUAAUGCUAAAUAUUUUUGGUAAUCUAAGGCUAGGCUUCUAUUCUAAUUUAUUUUUUUAAAGCGAAAUAAAAUGUACAGUAUAUAUCAUGGUAUUUCUACUUCCUUUUCACAGUGAUUAAAAGUAAAAUUGUGAGACAAAUUUUAUCACAAUUUUGUUAGUAGUCGAUCUGCCUUUAGUUGUUUAUACAGACAGGUAGAUUGUUUCAUCCUCAUAAAUCUUGCAGACAAUGUGCUGAAUUUUGUCUAUAUUAUAAAUGUAUAAAAAWUAUAUGAAAAGAAUAAAUGGAUAUUAUAUAUGAGAAGAAUAGACUGAAGUUAUUAAUGUUUGCUGGUCAGCAAUUUUUUGGGUUGUGYGGRCUGGAGAUGAAAUCCCUCUUCAUUAUGAUGGAAUAAUUAUGUUUUGGGGUAACGAACAGUACAGUUAGUGGUCAUAUCAAACAGAAAAAAAACAAAAAAGAUAUAACUUGAACUUACAAC